Messenger RNA from Camellia sinensis, 1785 nucleotides. Its product is annotated as alkane hydroxylase MAH1. NCBI's taxonomy places the organism in Eukaryota, Viridiplantae, Streptophyta, Magnoliopsida, Ericales, Theaceae. Gene Ontology annotation, molecular function: monooxygenase activity; heme binding; oxidoreductase activity, acting on paired donors, with incorporation or reduction of molecular oxygen. The record is from RefSeq and is a predicted model, not a curated record.
UUAUAAUUUUUCAAAUUUAUCCGUAUUUGAAGGGACUUGCCAUUCUUCUGGCUAGUAGUUGCAUGAUAGGAUGUGAACAUUAUAAAAGGCUAGCCUGUGGAAGAUAAUAACAAGAAAUAUUUUACUAGUUACAAAGCUCCAAUGGUUGUCAUUAGGUAUCCUGGGAUAUUAUUAGUUGUUGUUUGUUUUCUUUCCCUGAUCUAUCAAAGGUGGAGUCGAAGACAGCACAAAAGCUGUCUGCCAACAAACUGGCCGGUCAUUGGUAUGCUGCCGGGACUGCUUCAAAACGCCCAUCGCUUGCACGAGUUUUUGACAGAGAUCAUGAAGGAAAGUCGAGGCACAUUCAUGUUUGAAGGCCCUUGGUUUGCUAACAUGGACAUGUUGAUUACGGGUGAUACUGCCAACAUCCAGCACAUCUUGAGCAAGAACUUCUCAAACUUUCCAAAAGGCCCUGCAUUUAAUAGGAUCUUUGACAUUUUGGGAAAUGGAAUUUUCAAUGUGGAUUCAGAAGUGUGGGAAACCCAAAGGAAAACUGCAACGUCAGUGUUCAAUCACCACAGGUUCCAAACGUUUGUGGUGAAAACUAUCUGGAACAAAGUGGAAAAGGGGCUAAUCCCAGUUUUUGAGCAUGCAUCGGAGCUUGGAACAGAGAUGGAUUUGAAAGGGUUAUUUCAGCACUUCACCUUCGAUAGUGCAUGCAUAUUGGUUUUGGGUCAUGACCCAGCUUCCCUCUCUAUUGGUUUACCAGAUGUUGCAUAUGAGAAGGAAUUCAAUGAUGCUGAGGAGGCUCUUUUAUACAGACAUAUAUUACCAGAAAGCUUUUGGAAGCUGCAAAGGUGGCUUCAAGUUGGCAAAGAAAAGAAUUACAGUAAAGCAUGGGAGACCCUUGAUCUGUUAAUAGCCCAGUGUAUCUCAUCAAAACGUAAGGAAUUAAGAAGAAGAAGCACGAUCCAAAUGGUGGAAGACCGAGAUGAGGCUUUUGAUCAUGACUUAUUAACUGCUUACAUGAUGAAAAAUGAUGUAUCUGAUGACUCUACAGAUAAGUUGAUAAGAGACAACAUGCUGAAUUUUCUUUUUGCAGCGAGAGACACCACUAGUGCAGCUCUCACAUGGUUCUUUUGGCUUGUUGCAACAAACCCUUCUGUAGAGAACAAGAUUCGAGAAGAGAUCACAACGAAAUUACAUCCAAAAGAAGAUAAUAGAUUGCGUCUAUGUUUUUCCAACAUAAAUGAUCAAGAGAUGAAGAAACUUGUCUACCUCCAUGGAGCUUUGUGUGAAUCCCUACGGCUAUUCCCACCAGUACCUAUACAGCACAAAGCUUCAGUUCAACCAGACAUUCUUCCAAGUGGCAACAAGAUAGGUGCAAAUACGAGAAUAAUAUUAGCUUUCUAUGCCAUGGGAAGGAUGGAGACAAUUUGGGGAAAAGAUUGCUUGGAGUUCAAACCAGAGAGAUGGAUUACCGAGCAAGGAGGGACCAAACAUGAACCAUCUUACAAGUUCAUAACGUUUAAUUCAAGACCAAGGUCCUGUUUAGGGAAGGACCUGACCUUCAUCCAAAUGAAAAUAAUUGCAAUUACAACUAUAUAUAAUUAUAACGUUCAAGUGGUAGAUGCUCAUGCUAUUUCCCCAUGUAGCUCUAUCGUACUGCAUAUGAAAGAUGGUUUGAAGGUCAGGGUAACCAAAAGACGCGUUUGAUGCAUGCUGAAGUAGUAUUGUCACUUCAAUGACAAUAAAGUGUGAAAUGUUUUCUAUUUCUAACCUUAAAUUACAGCCUCUGUUAUCUAA